AACGUGUUAUGGUCACGGUCAGGAUAUUUCCCAAACAUUAACAAAUGUUCGUUUUUAUAGCCAAUGAAAGUCUUGAUCCUGGAGCGGUACGAGUUGUGAUUGGUGGAGCGCGUCCCAUGCUAGGCUUGGCGCCAAGUUUCGGAACAUAAACAUUGUCCCAUGACGGAGAAAGUGGAGAGCUGCUGCUGAAGGCGUUAUUUUGCCUCCGCCACUAAGCACCUGCAUGCAUUGUUUGCUGCCAACACGUGUGCUGUACAACGCGAGUCGUACAGCUUGUGGAGUUGGUAGCACAAACACAUCGCAGGUCAGGGAUGGUGUGUCCAAGUUGCUGCGGAUCAGUCCAGACACACUGUCUCACACCAACUGUCUCAGGAUUAGUUGGUACUCAACACGUACAAUUGUUCCUGGAACAUGUCUUCAGGUUAACCACAGUAGGCCCAGAACAAAGGAGACGUCAUCGCAGAAUGCUCUAAACAAAGAGGAGGCAGCUGUUGGAAAGUUUGAGAAUGUGUUUUCCAAUUUCUCUAUAAGUGCUAAACCUAAUGAGUUGUCUGAAAUGAAUUCCAAGCGGACCAGGGACUUGUUGUCGCCACUGCGACCUAUACCACAAAAAAAGAUUAAAAGUAUCUCUCGGACCUCAAAGGUUAUCACUGAUUCUGCUGUCCUGGAUUUUAUCCCACUCCCGCCCAGUCCGCCACGUGAAAAUGAUGAUUUGGGAGAAUUCAUUGUCAUUGACACCAGACCUUCUGAGGUGGUUUUUCCCCAGACAACAAGUGGUAACAAGUGUAACAAAGAAAACAGCAGUAAUGCUGAGGCAGUAUCUAAGAAGGAUCAUGGCGGUAGUAGUAGUAGUAAUGUAGUGAAUUCAGUGGAAGGUGGAAGCAAUGGUGAGUGUUCUGGGACAGGAUCUAGACGUAGUGAUGAAGUGAUAGUGUCGUGUGAUAGUGACAUCAUUUAUGUUCCUGCAACCUCAGAGUCUGAAACGAGUAAAUUGUGCGAUAAGAAAAACAAUAGAACUAAAGAAAGAACUAAAUUUCACAGUAAAAGAAACAAAAGCAAAUCUGUCAAACCCUCUGAAGACAAUGACAUAAAUAUUUUAUUUGAAAGUCCUAGUAAGAAUGAUGUUGAUGAAAUCAUGGUAGUGUGCACCAUUUCAGCACCUGAAAAGGGGCAAGAUCAUAUGCUAUCACCAGGAAGAAAACUUGUGCCAGGCAAUCAGAGAAGAAAGUGCCACUCAAGCACAAGACAAGGGCUCAAGGCAAAACCAAUGGAAGAGGUUUCUGCUCCAUCCAAUUUAGAUAUAAAAGAAAAGAAUGUAUCUGACUACAAGAAUAUGGAAUUAAGUCCUGAUAUUCAGAAGGUGAAUGUGGUAGAUCCUGAUGUUGUGGAGAUUGUUGAGGAUCCUGCAUCUUCGUCCAGCAGCAGAUCUAUUGAGGUGGAGGUCAUUGAUGUUUAUAUGUCUGAUCAAGAAGAUAAAUGUAGUACUACCUCUUCUGAUCAUGAGACUAGAGAUAUGGAUAUCAGCAAUUCGGAAUUUAUAUCUCUUCAGAAAUUACGAGUUAAGGAUUUGGAAAACACAGAAAUAGAUAUUAGUGAUGAGGUGCUAAAAUUACGAAGAGAAUUGGAAGACUUAAGGAAGUGGGAGAUGACAGGUCUUGGGCAGGAAAUUUUGUCUGGGAAGAACAUGAAGCCAACUGAUGUUAUGUUUACAAUUUUGUCUUACAAUGUGUUGGCUCAGGCUCUGCUGACUGACAAUAUGAGUCUUUACAAAUGUUGUGAGGAGGAACAUCUCUCAUGGGACUACAGAUGGGCACUGCUACAACAUGAGAUCAAUGACCUGGACCCUGAUGUGCUCAUGUUACAGGAAGUGCAGGCCUCCCAUUAUCACAGUCAUUAUCUCCCUUGGUUCACAUACCAGGGAUAUGAUGGAUUGUUUAAGAAACGAACAGGAAUUAAGACUGAUGGUUGUGCCAUAUUCUUCAAAAAAAAUAAAUUCUCUUUGUUAGAACACAGUAGUGUGGAGUAUCUUCAGCCAGAAGCUAGAAAUGUUUUAGACCGUGACAAUAUUGGACUUAUAGCAAAACUUUUACCAGUAUCGCAGCCAAACUCUGCACCUUUAUGUAUUGCAACAACACAUCUCUUGUACAACCCUAACAGGCAUGAUGUAAAGCUGGCUCAGAUAGUAUUGUUGCUCUCUGAGAUAGACAGACUAAGCUAUGAAGGAGAGAAAGGGGGCAUAACAAAGUACUGCCCUGUAAUAGUAACUGGAGAUUUUAAUGCUGAACCCCAUAGUUCAUUAAUACAGUUUUUAAAGGAGGGCCGACUGCAGUACGAAGGUUUGGCUCGUAAAACUCUGACCAGGCAUGGAGCUAUUGGGUCAUUACUUGGGCCAGAACUCUUUCCCCAGUCUCUUGGGCUCACAGAUCGCUGUCAGCAUGCAGUGUUAGCACAAAGUCGUUACCUGGAAAAUACACGUGGGCCCAUUUUCUCCCUGUCAGACAAACGAAGACUAGAAGAAUCGCUAAUACAUCUGUAUCAUUCAGAUCGUGAGUGUUUACCCCAUAAUAACUCUAAUACCCUAUAUCAAGGGCGCACACCAUCUGGAUGGUUUUCUCACGGAUUCAACUUUCACUCUGUUUACCGCCACCGCUUGAAUCGCUUGGGCAGGGCUCCUGAAGCUACCACUCAUCAGAAUGGCUGGACAACGGUGGACUAUAUGCUGUAUUCUCGUAACUAUUCUUCCUCUUUAAACAGACCAGUUGAGGGAAAUCUGAAAUUGCUGGCUCGUUAUGGGUUGCUGUCAGGACCAGAAGCUGAUAGAUUUGCACCUCUACCUUCAUCAGUGUGUCCGUCUGACCAUUUUCCCCUUGCUGCUCAGUUUUUGCUGCGAAAAUAACAUUUCAUGUUAUAUAUAUUUUUAGUAAGUGAAAAUGAAAAUAAAGAUAGCUUGUCAAAUAUAUUUUGUAAUUUAUUGUUUUUUGUGUGUAAAAAAAGAUAUAUUUAUUUUAAUGUAUGAAAGAAUAUAGGCGAGGAUAAUUCACAGUGGUUUCAUAUUUACAAUUUGUUGAAUGUACAAAGUCAUUUGUAAAUAGAUGUUUAAGGAGAUAGUAAACAUGAUGCCACUUACAAUUUAUGGAAUGCAUGGAGUCAACAUUUAUUGUUAUAAACUAAUUGAUGUGAAAUUUGUCUUAGUUAAAUGAUGAGCGCUUUGGUUGACAUUUUCUUUAUCACACAUGUACUGAGCAGGGUCUAAUUUAUUUUUCAGUGAAUAAUAAUGUUUUUAUUUCACUUCUUAUACAAGAUUUUUUUUUUUUUUUUUGUCUCCAAUGGCAGUUAAAAUGUUUUUCUACAGAAAAAUUGUUAUAUUUGUGAAAUAUUAAACUGCAUUGCCUAAACGUUCACUGUUUACUGCACAUGCAACACAAGCAUUAUUAUUUUCAUUGGAAAUGUGAACUUUGGUAUUCAAUUUUUGGCUCAUGUUGAGCAUAGGCAAAAUGCAAGAGUAUUUAGUUAAAGUUUGUGUGUUCACUGGUAUGUGUGUAUAUGAUCUGUAUAUAAUGUCAAGCUAGAUUAUUACCUGUCCAUAACCUGAAUUUUCAGGCUCUAAUGUGCACUCUGGCAACUACUUCAGGAUUUGUUAUGUCCACUCAUGUACUCUAGUGCUAGUCAGAACUGAAGCGACCACAACUGCACUCCAGGACUUGUAGUUCCUGCAUAUACCCUCCAGUUCUUGUAGCGCUCACACAUAUCAUCCAGGACUUGUAGUGCUCGCACAAAGACUCAAAGACUUGCAGUGCUCGCACAUAUCAUCCAGGACUUGUAGUGCUCGCUCGUAUCAUCCAGGACUUGUAGUGCUCGCUCGUAUCAUCCAGGACUUGUAAUAAACCAUACUUCUGAUAUUCAAACUUGUGUUUUGGCAUUUAACUUGAUGUACAGCCCAAAAUGUGCAAUGUUCACCAGAAAUAUUUAUCUUGAUUCUUUUGAAAUUUAAUGCAAUAAAUUUCCUAGAGGUUAUUUUUUUGUGCAAUAUACAGUAAUGCAUAUUCUUUUUUUCUGAAAGCAUAACUUGGUUUUGUUUUGAAUAAUAAUUAUAUUAAUGUCAUACUUUAUUAAAAUUAAUGGCAUUCUAGAGCCUUGGCCAGUGCACUACCUGGUCUAGAGCCUUGGCCAGUGCACUACCUGGUCUAGAGCCUUGGCCAGUGCACUACCUGGUCUAGAGCCUUGGCCAGUGCACUACCUGAUCUAGAGCCUUGGCCAGUGCACUACCUGGUCUAGAGCCUUGGCCAGUGCACUACCAGGUCUAGAGCCCUGGCCAGUGCACUACCUGGUCUAGAGCCCUGGCCAGUGCACUACCUGGUCUAGAGCCUUGGCCAGUGCACUACCUGGUCUAGAGCCUUGGCCAGUGCACUACCUGAUCUAGAGCCUUGGCCAGUGCACUACCUGGUCUAGAGCCUUGGCCAGUGCACUACCUGGUCUAGAGCCUUGGCCAGUGCACUACCUGGUCUAGAGCCUUGGCCAGUGCACUACCUGGUCUAGAGCCUUGGCCAGUGCACUACCUGGUCUAGAGCCUUGGCCAGUGCACUACCUGGUCUAGAGCCUUGGCCAGUGCACUACCUGGUCUAGAGCCUUGGCCAGUGCACUACCUGGUCUAGAGCCUUGGCCAGUGCACUACCUGGUCUAGAGCCUUGGCCAGUGCACUACCUGGUCUAGAGCCUUGGCCAGUGCACUACCUGGUCUAGAGCCUUGGCCAGUGCACUACCAGGUCUAGAGCCCUGGCCAAUGCACUACCUGGUCUAGAGCCUUGGCCAGUGCACUACCAGGUCCAACUACGGUAUUUUCUAUUUUGUUGCUGAACCCGUCACAGCAGUGUGUUAAGUACACAAACACAUUAGUUAAUGCCCAUGUAUCUUGCUACUCAAAGUAGGGAUUAACAGCUGACUGAACUCCAUGUAUUUACGUGUCCUUAGUUCGCCCACGUGUUUAUCCUUCCAUUGCUGUUGAGGUAAAUAGGUUGUAAACUAGCCCCAUGCUAUGACGGGUCAAGCUGCCAAUGUCGCCAAUGGCACUCAGGCUAGUAGAUAUGUUGGCAGCGACAUGCUAAUUGUCACACCUUUCGUUUACAUGAUGGUUAAAUUCCAGAGAAUUUCUUUUAAGACAAAGCAGCUGUGCACUUCCACAUUAAUUGUUCCAAAAGGUGUUUGCAGAUAGUUUUUUGAACUUGGCAAGAGUAAAUAAGACUAGAUGACAUUUGUACCAUUUUGACUAUUGGGUAAUUUUCCCAAAACUGUAUAUGCAUCCUUGUAGAAUGUUUUCUGCAGUAAUAAGUAAAUUGAUGCAUAGUUGUGUAGAUGACUACUUGCCACAAUGCAACAACUGCUCAUCCAUCUUAACCCUUCCACACCACUACUACUAAGGGCAUAGUUCAUGUACAUUGAUGAAAUUGACCUUCCACACAAAAGGAUUAUAUUUAACACUAAAGACUACACGUCACAUUGUAAAGAAGCUCAUAUUCCUUUGUAGUUGUAAUAGAUUUACUUUAUAUAAAUCAUCCUUUGUAUUUAUUUGAUGCCAGGCAAUCAAGUUCUUCUAUAAUCCAUUUACUUUAAAUGUCCUGUAUUAUCUCUGAUGUAGAUUAUUUUUGUGUAUCCUUUUCCAUCUCAGAUUUUACCCAUUUCUUUGAAUAAUUUUCUGUUGCUCUAGGUUUCCCCCAUUUCCUUUUACCAAAGUGUAUAAACCAUUGGGAUACAUUUAAGGCAAAUUUAUUAACUGGGCUAAUGGGCAUGGUUCAGUCAAGUAACCAGAGCUUGUAUUUGUUUUGCCAUGUCACAUACAAUAAUCUGAAAUGAAAUACUGUACACAAAUUUCACAAGUAAUACAGUUUCAAGUUGAGCUGACAUUUCUCUGUGGUACCUUAAAUUAGACUCCAUUGUGUUCUAGGUUUUAUUAAUGUUAGAUGAAGCUGUCAAAUAAACUGUUUUAACACUGGCCAGGAAUGUAAAAGCAAUAAAAUCACAUGGUGAGUAAUUUACAUCCAGCCUAUGACAUGCAGGUUGGGUAAGUAACUUUCCUGGCCUAAGACAUGCAGGUUGGGUAAGUAACUUUCCUGGCCUAAGACAUGCAGGUUGGGUAACCUCAUUAUUUUCUUGCUUUUGCAUUGGUGGGGUGAUGGUGUAAGUACCAGAAGGGUGUAUCCAAAGCUGUACUGUGGUAAGAUGAACUUUAUCCUUUCGAAUUAUUGUGAUUUUAAUUUUAAAUAUAGAUGUGAAGUUGCUGUGGAUGUGAGAAGCAGAUAAAGGCAUUGCCAACUGUGUAAGGUUCAUCUUCACUGCUAAAGUAUUGAUUCUACCAACAUUCUUGGGUUACCUGUAUCGUAAAACAUUAAUUUGUUGUAUGGCAAAAGUUCAUAUUUGCAAUGGCAUUUAAUUUUGUUCAAAAUUGAGCAAGAAAUCGAAAUAUUAGCAUGGACUUGAUGAAUCCUGUCUUUGCCCACAUCUGCCAGUAGCAAGUGUAGAAUUUUAGUACAAAACUGUUGUGAUUUUGGAUGUUGAAAAGUGUUUUGACAAUUUUGUGUACCCUUAGUGCUUUUCCAGAUCACUUAAUGUAUAACAGAAUGUUAUUUUGAUACAAUUUUAUCCAUUUCUUAUUCACCAGUCAAAAUCCCAUUUUUAUAGUAUCAGUGAUGAGAAUGUUAAAAUAUGGAAUUAAAAUUAUGGGCCCUGUC
This is a messenger RNA of Procambarus clarkii (red swamp crayfish), 6721 nucleotides long. RefSeq lists its product as uncharacterized. Gene Ontology annotation, molecular function: 3'-5'-RNA exonuclease activity. The record is from RefSeq and is a predicted model, not a curated record. Lineage: Eukaryota; Metazoa; Arthropoda; Malacostraca; Decapoda; Cambaridae.